Messenger RNA from Phialemonium atrogriseum, 755 nucleotides. RefSeq lists its product as uncharacterized. The transcript has a single exon. The record is from RefSeq and is a predicted model, not a curated record. Bases 17 to 622 code for a protein of 201 amino acids. NCBI's taxonomy places the organism in Eukaryota, Fungi, Ascomycota, Sordariomycetes, Cephalothecales, Cephalothecaceae.
GUCAGAAGACUGUUCCAUGUUUCAGGAGUAUACUCUACACCAUGGACCGGAGCUUCUGGCCCAGGCUGUUGAGGAUAGCGAGGAUUUGUUGAUAGCGAAACUGGACGAAGAAGCGAGAAGCCGGGCCCUACUACGCCAGGUUCUUGCUCGGGGGCUCGAGACAAUCCUAGAGAGUUGGGACCCACCUCGAGCGUCGUCGCCGAACGUAUCAACAGGGUCGAGUAGUCGCCAAAAUAUCGGCAGCUCGGACAGUAAUCUUGAUAACUCGGGAAUCGCCGGUGGCCCAACUCCAGCUGGUUCUUCUGCAGACAGCGGCUUGGGGUCAAUAAAUCACCCGUCUGGCAGAUCAUCACCAGACGACCCUCAUCCUGGAGAGGGAGUGUUCAAGGCCCAUCCUAGCACAUCCGGUGGUCAACGUUCCAACAACGCCGGGGAGCCCCUACUAGAAACCGUAGCUGGAUCCUCUCGGAACAAUCAACCUAGCGACCGGCGGGGAACUUUCGACCCUCCAAGCUCCAGCGGUCCGGGGAUGGGGGAAGGGCAGGACCUGGGAUCUUUCCUAUCUUCUGACUUUAACGACUUGGCCUUUUACGAUUUUGAUCCACAACGAUAUGGAGGAUGACUGAACACAAGGGAGGCAUUUAAAGCCCCGAAAGAGCUUGGAGGCUGCAGUCAAUAUAUAUAUACAUAGCUCGUUUCCUGUAUCAUAUACUAUACCUCCUAACCACUCUUCAGUAUGCCUCUAAGCAUUGCAG